AACAUCCGGGCUAAAAGAACUUUUACCAAAAUUAAUGCCGUUAUUGGAGAGGGAGAGAGAGCGGUACUAUUGCUGAACGGACCACCGCGGCGAUGUCUUCCUCUCCUUCUCCGACGGCCGCCCCCUCACCAACCUCACCUUCGACGCCGUCACCUCCGCCGCCGGAUCCCACCACCCCACCAUCGCCUUCCACUUCUCCUCCACCCUCAAACUCCACCGCUCCCCCUCCUCAGCCGGUCUCCUCUCCCCCGCCUCCUGAUUCCGCGACCCCACCUAGCUCCUCCUCUUCGCCGCCGCCUCCUGUAGCGGCGAGCCCUGCAUCCUCAUCCCCGCCGCCUCCGGCAGCGGCGAGCCCACCUACAUCCUCUACUCCGCCGCCUCCGGCAGCCGCGACACCGCCUAUUUCCUCUUCUCCUCCUCCUCCGAUCGGAACUCCAACGACCCCCUCGCCUCCGGGAAAUCCCUCUCCGUCGAAUUCAACUCCAUCGGGGGGAUCAUCCUCAAAUAACCCACCGGGUUCGUCAGGCUCUCAUGGUUCGCCCCCCUCGCCGCCAUCUUCACGGUCCUCGUCAUCCAACUCGAAUUCAACAGGGAUUAUUGUCGGUUUGGCUGUGGGCGGAGUGGUGAUUCUGUUGGUUUUGGGUAUUGUCUGUGUCUGUUGCUUUAGGAAGAAGCGUCGAUCGCAGCCUCUUCCGCCAGCGUACCAUCAUUACGGUGCUCCGCUGCCCCCUCCACCGGUGAAAGAUCAACCAUAUGGACAUCACAAUUAUCACAAUGCUCCACCACCAGCUGAUUAUAUUGUCAAAAUGCCCCCAAAUCCUAUGCAUCCAACAGCUCAUGUUGGAGGCCUACCUCCUACAUCACCAUUUACGAGCAGCAGCGGGGCUUCUGGUUCGAGCUAUUCAGGAUCUGAAAAUCAAUUACUUCCACCAUCACCGGGCCUUGGUUUUGGCUUUUCAAAGAGCACAUUUACAUAUGAAGAAUUAGCAAUGGCAACAGAUGGUUUCUCUGAUGCUAAUCUCUUAGGACAAGGUGGCUUUGGAUUUGUUCAUCGUGGAAUGCUUCCAAAUGGUAAAGAAGUUGCUGUUAAGCAGUUGAAGAUUGGCAGUGGGCAAGGCGAGCGUGAGUUCCAGGCAGAGGUCGAAAUCAUCAGUCGUGUUCAUCAUCGACAUUUGGUUUCAUUGGUUGGAUAUUGCAUUGCUGAUGGAAAGAGACUGCUUGUCUAUGAGUUUGUUCCGAACAAUACGUUGGAGUUCCAUUUGCAUGGUAAAGAAAGGCCAACCUUGGAAUGGGCCACCCGAUUGAAAAUUGCUCUUGGUUCUGCAAAAGGAUUGGCAUAUUUGCAUGAAGACUGCCAUCCUAAGAUUAUUCACCGCGACAUUAAGGCAUCCAACAUCCUUCUUGAUUUCAAGUUUGAAGCAAAGGUUGCAGAUUUUGGCCUUGCAAAAAUUGCAUCAGAGACCAAUACCCAUGUAUCUACCAGAGUCAUGGGAACUUUUGGGUAUCUGGCCCCCGAGUACGCAUCUUCUGGCAAGCUCACAGAUAAAUCCGAUGUUUUCUCUUUCGGUGUCAUGCUUCUCGAGUUAAUCACGGGCCGCCGCCCCGUCGAUUCAAACCAGGCUUUCAUGGAUGACAGUUUGGUUGAUUGGGCAAGACCUUUACUUGCUCGUGCUCUUGACGAAGAUAACUUUGAUGCCCUUAUUGAUCCAAACUUGGCAAAAACAUACAACCCGAUCGAGAUGAGACGAAUGAUUGCUUGCGCUGCUGCCUCCGUGCGCCAUUCCGCUAGGCGAAGGCCACGGAUGAGUCAGAUUGUUCGGGCUCUGGAAGGAGAUGGAUCUCUGGAAGAUCUGCAUGAAGGAGUUAGGCCUGGGCAUAGCAGUGUCUAUGGUUCUCAUGUUAGCUCAGAUUAUGAUGCCAUGCAAUACAAUGAAGACAUGAAGAAAUUCAGAAAAAUGGCAUUUGCAAGUCAGGGAUUUGAAAGCAGUGGAUACAGUGCACCAACUAGUGAGUAUGGUCAUAUCCCAUCGGCUUCGAGCAGCGGCGAAAGCAAAGAGAUGGGUAACAUGAAAAAGAAUAGCCAAGGUUUUCAGUAACUGAAAAACCUUUCGAGGCAUUUACAUUCAUACCAACCGAUCUUGCAUAUUUUACAUAUCGAAUACUUAAACUUGUUAUUUAUAUUUAUGCCGCCCAAAUUAUUUAAAUCACGUCGAAAAUACUAUUU
Phalaenopsis equestris is the source of this 2224-nucleotide messenger RNA. RefSeq names its product proline-rich receptor-like protein kinase PERK1. The record is from RefSeq and is a predicted model, not a curated record. Gene Ontology annotation, biological process: protein phosphorylation. NCBI's taxonomy places the organism in Eukaryota, Viridiplantae, Streptophyta, Magnoliopsida, Asparagales, Orchidaceae. Gene Ontology annotation, molecular function: ATP binding; protein kinase activity. The transcript has 8 exons. Bases 93 to 2096 code for a protein of 667 amino acids.